GUCCUCCGCAGUCACAGCCAACCAGAUGAAGAAUCUGCGAUGAUGCCUUCUGAAAUGGAAAAACGGGGUCAGUCUCUCAGUCCAUCGAGGCUUUUCAACCUUUCUAAGUCCACUUCCGUUCUUCUCGAGGAAUGAGGUGUGCAGCCCCCAGCUGCAAGUAUAAGUAUCCGAGGGUUGUAUAGUGGUUGUUGACCUGGUCAUCCGACAUGGACGAUCUGCCAAUCUUCACCUGGGACACUACCGCCGAUAAAGUUGCUGACACGUUCGCCGAACAAAUCAUGGGAAAGAACGUCCUGAUCACGGGAACAUCGUUGAAUGGAAUUGGAUUCGACACCGCCAAGUCUAUCGCCAAAUACGCCAAUACGGUAAUUGUCUCUGGAUACGAUAGUCAGAGGCUGCGACAGACGGUUGACGCGCUCGAUGGGGACUUGACGAGCGCAAUCAUUCGACCCCUCCACUUGGACCUGACCUCGUUUGUCAGCGUUCGUCGAGCAGCAGCGGAGGUCGCGGGCUGCGUCGACCGCUUACACGUCCUCAUCCACAACGCUGCCGCCGCCGUGACAGUGCGGCCCAACCUCACCGAAGACGGAUUCGAAACCCAGCUCCAAGUCGGAUUCCUCAGCCCGUUCCUGCUCACGGCCCUGCUCAAGCCCCAACUCCUCGCAGCUCGAACGCAAUCGUUAGUGGUUUGGAGUCGCGGGCAUUUCCCGCGCUCCCCCGAUAUCCCUCCAGUCGACUUGCCCGCCGUUCGCAAUCCAGAUCCAGCGCGGUACCGGGGCUUGGACGCCUAUCGACAGGUGAAAGCUGCAGGAAUUAUAUUUGCGCGCGAGAUGACUCGGCGUUGGGGGAAUGACAUAUAUGCGUUCAGCGUCCAUCCAGGGGCGAUUUUCACAAACAUGAUGCUGAAAGAAGAUUCUCUGGCAGUCUUGGAGGGCAUCAUGCUCCGUCCGGACGGAUCCCCACGGCUCAAUAUCUCGGUUCCGUGGAAGGAUCUCCAGCAGGGCGCGUCCACCACUCUGGUAGCAGCAUUCGAUACCCGGCUUGCAGAUUCAUCUGGCGCCUACAUUGAUGAUUGCCAGAUCGGAAAGAUCGCCAAGUAUUGCGAGGAUUUGGCAAGUGCUCUGCGGUCCACUUCUUUGAAAGCACUGACAUGUCACAAGGGUUUCGCGAAAAAACUAUGGAGCUUCGCUGAAACUGCCACUGGAUUGCGGCCAUUUGAGUUUUCUGAUGGAGGAGAGGGAGAGAUCGGGCUCAAAGCCAAACUGUGACAGCGCUCGGAUAUCUAGUCAUGUUUUCUUUCUCUCGUCCUUGAAGACUCCGGUGAGGGGUAUGUCUUUCGGCGAAUCGGUUCAUGGAUAGCCCUUGCAUUCCUUCCAUCGCAUUUGAGACGGCGACUUUGCGCUCGUACGAGAUGAAGGAAUCUAGCCUCCAAUCGAAGAUUCUCCGCGCCAUAUAUGCUGCGCUGAAACCGGUUCUGGGGUUCCUUUGUGAUUAAUUCCAAUAACACGAGGCGGAAGAGCGCUGUCAAGGCGGAAUUCCAACUGUGGGCCCAGACCUCCAAGGCAGAACCUUGAAUCCGGCUACGUUGGCCUCUGCUCAAGAAGCCGUUCAAUUAUUUUCGCAGUCUCGCAGUGAGCAAAUAACAAGCCCUGAAUCCUCCCACCGUCUCCUCAUUUUCAGUAUUUUGUCGCCCUUGGAACGUCGCCCCGCUAUCUUUGUCAACACGUUUGCAAACACGCGAUGGUUUUCUUGGAAUCACUGUGUCUGGCUCUCGUGAUCCAUAUCUACAGUUCAAAUGUUUCAUAGCCGGGCCAACUGCCAUGAGCGCGUCGAGAAUCGUCGACCAGGUUGCUAUUUCCUUGCCACGGUCGGUCAAGAUGACCGAAUCGAUGAGAUAUAUCCGGAGCUAGAGGGAGAGAUUCGGCAAUCACUUCCUCAGCUACGGGUGUCAACGUCUGC
Molecule: messenger RNA, 1959 nt
Organism: Mycena citricolor
Lineage: Eukaryota; Fungi; Basidiomycota; Agaricomycetes; Agaricales; Mycenaceae
Source: the annotation of a GenBank genome assembly